GUCACGUCGCAUGAUUGCGGCAGAGCCAAACCGGGAAGUACGUAGCACAAGAGCAGCGGUGGACAAUGUUUACGUUUAGUCUGACGCUCGUACGACAUGGGGAAACACAGUACAACCGGGACAAGCUGCUGCAAGGUCAAGGUGUGGACACGCCCUUAUCAGAAACAGGUCUCAAGCAGGGUGACGCGGUAGGAAGAUACCUCAGAGACAUCACCUUCAACAAUGUGUUUGCCAGUAACCUACAGAGAGCUGUACAGACAGCUGAAAUCAUUUUGAAGAACAACACUAACUGUGCUGGCACGGAGAUGAUUUUGGAGCCGUUACUCAGAGAGAGGGGUUUUGGCGUUGCUGAAGGACAUCCCAAAGAUGAUCUGAAGAACAUGGCCAACGCCGCGGGCCAGUCCUGCCGUGACUACACCCCUCCAGGGGGAGAGACUUUAGACCAGGUGAAGCUGCGUUUCAAAAAAUUCCUCAAAGUCCUUUUCAAGCAAAUGUUGGAUGAACGCGGCUUGCCGGGACCAGAUGCCUCGGCGGGCGCAUCGGAUGCCGGAGAAGCGGCAAACGGGACCUCUGCCUCUGCCUCCGUCGACGCCUCGGCCGACGACGGCCUCCGGGGCGUGCCAGCCCACGCGCUGGUCGUGAGCCACGGCGCUUACAUCCGCGUAGCCGUCAAGCACCUUGUGGAGGACUUGAAGAGUUCCCUGCCCGCGGGGGUGAAGACGUCCCAGUUGUUUUCGCCCUCUCCGAACACAGGCAUCACUCGCUUCAUCUUCACCCUGAGCCGGUCCGAGUCCGGCCCGGUCCUCUCAGCCUGCCGCUGCGUCUUUACCAACAGAAAGGACCACCUGGAAAACCUUACAGCGGCCGAGUAGUGUAAAGGGAAUGAAAAAAAUAAGGUGGAGGCGGGGGGGAAAAAGGUUGUAUGUACUGUUUUUGUGCACAUGCCGUCUCUAACGGAUGUAAUCACAAGGGACUGAAGGGGAAAUAAGAGGCGAACACCUCAAAGUUACCGCAGGUAACUGAAUACAGUGGUGCACCUACUAAAUUAUGUUUUCUCAAUAAUCAAUAGCGUUUUACUGUGGAUCAAGUCACAAUAUGUGCAGUACUGUAUUUUCAAACGGUUUCAUCAUCCUCCCAACUGUAGGCCGGCGAGGACUUGUUUUAUCUUUUAUCAUGUCAUGCCAAAGUCCGAACUAUUUAAUGUGUUAUUGAAUGCGUCAAUACGUCCGUGCGUCCGGCAUUUUCAAGUUGAUGCGUCUCCUCUGAUGCUGCUCGUUUUACUUGUGCAAUACAACAUGAUGACGA
This is a messenger RNA of Cyclopterus lumpus (lumpfish), 1305 nucleotides long. RefSeq names its product TP53 induced glycolysis regulatory phosphatase b (gene tigarb). Gene Ontology annotation, cellular component: cytosol. The transcript is spliced from 6 exons. The coding region runs from base 66 to 872 and encodes 268 amino acids. NCBI's taxonomy places the organism in Eukaryota, Metazoa, Chordata, Actinopteri, Perciformes, Cyclopteridae. Gene Ontology annotation, molecular function: fructose-2,6-bisphosphate 2-phosphatase activity. The record is from RefSeq and is a predicted model, not a curated record. Gene Ontology annotation, biological process: fructose 1,6-bisphosphate metabolic process; negative regulation of glycolytic process; regulation of pentose-phosphate shunt.